Tripterygium wilfordii is the source of this 1653-nucleotide messenger RNA. RefSeq names its product tubulin alpha-3 chain-like. Gene Ontology annotation, biological process: microtubule cytoskeleton organization; mitotic cell cycle. NCBI's taxonomy places the organism in Eukaryota, Viridiplantae, Streptophyta, Magnoliopsida, Celastrales, Celastraceae. The record is from RefSeq and is a predicted model, not a curated record. Gene Ontology annotation, molecular function: structural constituent of cytoskeleton; GTP binding. The coding region runs from base 104 to 1453 and encodes 449 amino acids. The transcript is spliced from 5 exons. Gene Ontology annotation, cellular component: microtubule; cytoplasm.
UUUUCACUUUUUGAGUUUUGAUUUUUUCUCUUCGCUGCUCCACAGCCACUAUCUUCAGAUAUUUCAAGAGAGUAAGCGGAAGACGUAGAGACGGUGAGGAAAGAUGAGGGAGAUAAUCAGCAUACACAUUGGGCAGGCUGGUAUUCAGGUCGGGAAUGCUUGCUGGGAGCUUUAUUGCCUUGAACAUGGAAUUCAUCCUGAUGGGAUGAUGCCUAGUGAUACCUCAGUGGGUGUUGAUGGAGAUGCUUUUAAUACCUUCUUUAGCGAGACAGGAUCUGGCAAGCAUGUGCCUAGAGCUGUGUUUGUUGAUCUUGAACCCACUGUCAUUGAUGAAGUUCGAACUGGGACUUAUAGACAACUUUUCCAUCCUGAACAACUUAUUUCCGGCAAGGAAGAUGCUGCCAACAAUUUUGCACGAGGCCACUAUACUGUUGGGCGAGAAAUUGUUGAUUUAUGCCUUGACCGAGUGAGGAAAUUAGCAGACAAUUGCACUGGGCUGCAAGGAUUUCUGGUAUUAAAUGCUGUAGGAGGUGGCACCGGUUCUGGUUUGGGCUCACUGCUCUUGGAACGACUGUCUGUGGAUUAUGGGAAGAAAUCCAAGCUUGGUUUUACAAUUUAUCCUUCUCCUCAGGUUUCUACUGCAGUUGUGGAACCAUACAAUAGUGUGCUCUCGACUCAUUCCCUUCUUGAGCACACAGAUGUGGCAGUGCUUCUUGACAAUGAAGCUAUUUAUGAUAUCUGCAGGAAAUCCUUAGACAUUGAAAGGCCAACUUACACCAAUUUAAACCGCCUAAUAUCCCAAAUUAUCUCUUCUUUGACCACUUCGUUGAGGUUUGAUGGUGCUAUUAACGUGGACAUUACAGAGUUCCAAACUAACCUUGUACCAUAUCCUCGUAUCCACUUCAUGCUUUCAUCCUAUGCGCCUGUAAUCUCAGCUGCAAAGGCUUACCACGAGCAAUUAUCAGUCCCUGAGAUUACAAGUGCUGUGUUUGAACCCUCAAGUAUGAUGGCCAAAUGUGAUCCACGACAUGGAAAGUACAUGGCUUGCUGUUUGAUGUAUCGUGGAGAUGUUGUCCCCAAGGAUGUUAAUGCUGCAGUUGCUACCAUCAAGACAAAGCGAACGGUUCAAUUUGUUGACUGGUGCCCAACUGGUUUCAAGUGUGGUAUCAACUACGAGCCACCAGCAGUUGUGCCCGGGGGUGAUCUCGCCAAGGUACAGCGUGCAGUCUGCAUGAUAAGCAACAAUACAGCUGUGGCGGAGGUAUUCUCCCGUAUCGACCACAAAUUUGAUCUGAUGUAUUCCAAGCGGGCAUUUGUCCACUGGUAUGUAGGUGAAGGUAUGGAAGAAGGUGAGUUCUCCGAAGCUCGUGAGGAUCUCGCUGCUCUUGAGAAAGACUACGAGGAAGUCGGGGCAGAAGGCGUUGAUGACGAAGAUGAAGGGGAAGAUUACUGAAAAUCUAUGUUGAUGCAUCGGCAGCUGUCUAAUGUUUGUCAUAAUCUUUUUUUUUCCAAUUUAAUGUGGUCUUUAAACUGUUGGUCUUUUACAUUGUGGAUUUGUAGUAACAGUUGUUUAUUUUGUCUUGGAAGUAGACUAUGUUUGUCUUGUCAUGGUAUGAGUAGCAAAAGUGCGAUCCCGGUUGGGACUACCAAUUA